AUGGCGCAGAUGCUUAAAUUGAAUGACAACGUGUACUACGAAAUACUCAGUAACCUCAGAUCGAUCGAUUUGAUGAGAUUGUCCAUAUCGUGCAGAUCAUUCCACAAUUUGGUCAAGCGGCAUCUGAGCUUCGUCGGCGCACACUGGGAUCAAUUCGAUGUACAACGCGCUCCAGACUUCCCACCUUCUUCUCAAUUACAACCGACGAUAAAUUCAAACGGCGACGAUGACUUGAAUAACCAGGCUGAAGAGCAUCUGCCGGAGGUAUUUCCACCUGCAUUUGGUCACCAUACUGCCGUUCAAAUACGUAAUUUCCUCUAUUUGCCUUAUUUAUCAGUUAAUCCCUCCGUAUACGUCCUCAACUUGACGACUAGACUAUGGGAUAGAUAUUUCCUCAGAAUUGAUAACCCAAACUAUUCCCCAACCCAAUCUUAUCAGUGGCAACCGCUUAUGGCUCCUGUUACCGCGUACAACGACGAAAUUUAUAUUUUCGGGGGUACACUCCACCCCAAGCUGAGCUCGGAUCACCCAACCCACGCCACAGCGGCUCUUGAUGAAAGAUCGACGGGUUCACUCUCUGACAUUCUUUACAAGAUAAACAUCAAAGACUUGUCAAUAGUAGAACUUGGAAACUCGAGGCAGCCAGAUCGAUAUCUAAACAGGUUUAGUAAGCGUCCGAGGAAGAGAACGUCACAUAGCAGUGAGAGCUAUGAAGAGAGCACGUGGCCAACAGCACGCAGAGGCCAUUCAAUGGCAUGUAUUAGAGAUUUUAUCGUCUUGUUUGGCGGUAUAUGUGACAAUACUGUUGGCGACAAUGAUGUUUUCGUGUAUCACAUCAAGCAAGAUAGGUGGAUUCAACCAGAGAUAAAGGGAAUAGCUCCAGACAUGCGGUUUGGACAUUCACAGACUGUCAAAGGUGAUGAUAUUUUCUAUUUCGGGGGUGCACAGGUGGAUGAUCCUGUCAAUGUGAUAUUCGACGAUCUUCAUAAACUGACGUACAAUGCUAUAGAGGAUAAUUUCUACUGGAGCAACUACAAAUCUCCAGAGGCUUACUCGCGAGCGAGACUCUUGAAGCUCAAAGCAAAAAGAAACAUUCAACAGAGCAUAGAUGAAGAUAUGCAUAUUGACGACGGCAACCUCAAUCGCAGAUACACAGCUACAUCUUCGGAAGGAUCCAUUGAAGAUGUCAUUACUACUACUGGUCAAUCACCACGUGAGAGAUUGGAAGCGACGAUGAUACUCGUAGGCAGUCACAAACUGGCCAUCUUUGCAGGAGUGACUAUAGUACCUGCGUGGCAAUAUGAUGAAACAUACGAUGAAUACUGUGCGUAUAACACGGCAGCGAUAGAUGUGUUUGAUUUUCGGCACAACCACUGGACUAGAAUUAACGUAACUGGAAGCGGCUCGGCGGUCAACACAUUCAUCGUAGAGAGCUGCUGCGCUUAUAUUGCACCACCAGGGGUCAAUGAAGAGCACUACGUGCAGCAGUCGACGGAAAAUGAGGCAUGGCAGUAUAUAGUAGUCGGACACAGACUGCAUUGGAAGGAUUUUCAAGUGAAUAGAUGUUCUAAAGAUAGUCAGUCGCCGGGACAUGAAUUGAUAGUUGACGGUGUGAACGAUAAUCUACUUAGAUUCAAGCAUGAGACUAAGAAAGAUGAGAAUAUGAAUGGUAGGAGUAACGGAGAUCUGAAACUCGAUAUCGGCAAAACAAUAUCAUCAUCCAAUUCGUCAAUUUCUGAAGAAGGAGACAGGUACAGUGCAAUAUAUGGACCGACAGCGGAGCAUGUGAAGGCCGCAGCGGUGGGUACUGUCCAGAAGUCGCCGACGGAUGUGCACAAAUCGGGAAGUAUGAUAUUGAGGAAGAAAGCAGAUGCGAAAGAAUCGUGGAUGACUUUUUAUAGUCGAGACAAUCAGGUAAUACUUGCAUCGACGACGGCAAUGUCGAAAGAGAGGGGAAAUUAUGAUUCUCAGUCACCUGAUGAGAGUCUCAAGACGGAAUCGAGUGAGAGCGUGAACAUGAUGGAAAAAGGGCCAGGAGAAGGGACAGGAGAAGGAGCAGAUGAAAAUCCAGAUGAAAUGGUACAUUCGUCUGGACAUUCACAUUUCCGUGACACAGGAUUUCAUUCAACGAAAAGCAGGGAGUCGUUUUAUCUGACGACAGUAGGAUUUGUCAAGUCUUUAGUGUUUAAGAGGUAA
Molecule: messenger RNA, 2196 nt
Organism: Wallemia ichthyophaga EXF-994
Lineage: Eukaryota; Fungi; Basidiomycota; Wallemiomycetes; Wallemiales; Wallemiaceae
Product: Kelch domain-containing protein 3
Exons: 5
Coding region: 1-2196 (731 amino acids)
Cellular component (GO): cell cortex of cell tip
Molecular function (GO): protein binding
Source: RefSeq, a predicted model, not a curated record